This is a messenger RNA of Pocillopora verrucosa, 891 nucleotides long. The record is from RefSeq and is a predicted model, not a curated record. NCBI's taxonomy places the organism in Eukaryota, Metazoa, Cnidaria, Anthozoa, Scleractinia, Pocilloporidae.
AUGACUGAAUUUAUAGCUUACAUUUUUAAAGAAGAUGUUCAAAAGCUUCAAAGCGAGGCCGGUUCCGCUCAUCGAAAAAGUGGAAGUUUGUUCGGUCAGUGGACGAGCACGGGUAACCCUGUAGUACAAUAUGUAGUACCUUCGGCUGUCCAUGGAGCUGACUCUGAGAGAUAUGGUAAAAAGCUUUGGGAAGGCUACAGGGUGUGCCACAUUGGAGAGUGGCGAUCAGUUAGAUCCUGCGGACAACAGACUGUUCAGGGUGCUAGAGGACAUCUUUCAACAAAUUUUAAAGGUGGAAAACCUGAAAGAUUUCUAGUUCUUGAUGUGGAAGUAAAUGACAUAAAGCCUUAUCUAUUUGAGGGCGAGAAUCAAGGGAGAAGAGGAAAAUUGGAACGCCUCGAUGGCGCAAACCCAUUUAAUCGCCCCGAUGUUGAUCCUCAGCAACCAACAGGACAACAUUUCCGUCAGCCAUCGCAUCACAAAGGACAAUCCACCGCAGCACAAGGAGGGGAUAGGUCUCAGUUCCAACCACGUCCUCAGCUGCAACCAGCAACUACAAGAAACUAUCAGUGGUACUCUGGUUCAAUGGAAAAUGGAACAUUUGAAAAGAUCUUAAAUGAUUUCAAGAGGAUCGCCUAUCAGGGAAAAGUGGAAAUUACCCGAGACAAAACAACCGAAGACCUCUCCAUGGCGUUCAAAGACAAGCGUCACUUUAAGAAGUGGCAGGUCGAUUUUCCAUACAAUUUUCCCUAUGCGGGAGCACUUCUGAUUGAAGAUUUAGAAUCGCGAAGUAAAUGCAAGAAGCAUCGGCAGGUUACUAAUGGCGACCAAAUCCAGGCUGUAAGGAAAAUGACUCACUAUAUCGAACGGCCAUUUCUUCCUGGAAGUUGA